This is a messenger RNA of Penicillium samsonianum, 747 nucleotides long. Its product is annotated as SDR family oxidoreductase. NCBI's taxonomy places the organism in Eukaryota, Fungi, Ascomycota, Eurotiomycetes, Eurotiales, Aspergillaceae. The record is from RefSeq and is a predicted model, not a curated record. The transcript is spliced from 2 exons. Bases 1 to 747 code for a protein of 248 amino acids.
AUGACCAACACUAUCUAUCUGAUUACUGGCGCUAGCCGCGGAAUUGGUCGUGGUCUAGUCGAGACAUUCCUCGCUCGCCCCAACACCACGGUCAUCGCGGCCGUCCGUGACCCCGCCGCUGCUUCCUCCCAGUCGCUACAAUCCCUCUCUAAAGGCGACUCCUCUAGCCUGAUAGUAGUAAAAAUCGACGCAAAGUCACCCACCGAUCCGGCUGCUACCGUCGAGAUCCUCCAGACAGAGCACGGCAUCGACCACCUCGACGUGGUGAUUGCUAACGCGGGAAUUUCCGAGGACUUCUCGCCCGUGCACGAGGUCUCUAUUUCCGUGGUGCGCGAGCACGUCGAGGUCAAUGCCUACGGGCCCAUCUACCUUUACCAAGCGGUCUACCCGCUACUCAAGAAGAGCACGAAGCCCACGUUUGUAGGAGUCGGCAGUCCUAUGGGCAGCAUCGGCGGCAUGGAGCAGCGCCCGUACCCAAGUGCCGCGUACGGCCCGAGCAAGGCUAUGUUGCAUUGGAUUGUCCGCAAGAUUCACUUCGAGAAUGAGGACUUUGUGAGCUUCGUUGCUGAUCCUGGCUUCGUCCAAACUGAUAUGGGUAAUACCGGUGCCCGGCUCGUUGGUCUUGAGAAGGCCUUCCAAACGAUCGAAGAGAGCGUCGGCGGUCUCGUGAAGACUAUUGACGAGGGGACGAGGGAGUCGGUCGGUGCGCAGCUGCGCGUGUGGGAUGGAACACAGUUCCCCUGGUAG